UCAGAUGCUGGUCGGAGUUAAACUCCUCCCUUGUGCUGAGUAGACGAUGUGCACCGGAAGCGGCACUCGCAACACCGAGGAGAUAUUUUCCAACAACGGGACAACGGGAUGGAGCUGGAAGCUAUGGAGAUUUGAAGAUAGGGACGAUUUGAUCCCUCCAACCACAGAGCCAGUUGAGAAGGUACGGAACAGCGGGCACAGAGUGGAGCCCGUGUCAGGAUGCUGUCCACUGUUCCGGCAGAUCUGAGAGGGGGUCAGCAGAUGCCCCUGCCGGGGGCAGCUAGCCACUGCUCCCUCCCGCUCCUCUACCAGGAGCGGCCCCCGAAGGGCUCCCCGCCCUGCCGGGACCAAUGGAAGCCAGCGGCGGGGCUGCAGGGGGAGGAGCCUACAAAGGGGGCGGAGCCUGUGGGGGGCCCCCUGUCCACGGGACCUGGCUCCAGCAGCACACGGCUCCCCACCGCCGCCACACACACGGGCUACAGGGAAGCCCCGGACCCCCAGGUUCUUGCUGCAGACAGACACGGAGUCCGAAGCAAGCCUCAGGCCACCGUUUUUAAAGAAGGGAGCAUGCCGGGAAGCCUGCAGUGGGACCCCCCAGCCGCGCGCUCCCUGGCGCCCCCCGCUGGCCCGGCGGGGGAGCAGCUGGGCGCGCUGGAGCGGCUCCUGGCGGGGCAGCAGGCGGAGCUGAAGAGGCUGCUGGCGGGGACGCUGGGCGCGCUCUGCCAGAGGGUGGAGGCGGUGGAGCGGCGGCUGGAGCGGCUCUGCCAGCAGGGCACCGCCCACGCCAACGGCCUGAGCCUGCUGGGAGCGCAGCUGCAGGAGCUGCGCAGGAGCCUGCCCGCCCACCACCCAUCACCCGCACACGGCGGAGACGCGGGUACGCCUGAGGAUAAAGACAAGCUCUCGUCACCGAGGCUGCAUCCCUGUGGCAACGCGGUUGCUGUGGAAACUGGCCCGGGCGGAAGGGGCGCUGGAGUGUGCUCCUGGCAGACAGGCGCCUCGUCCCCGACCGGCCGCGGCGCGGCCCAGCAGAGCGGAGGCCCCGCCCCCCCGCAGAGGAAGGCCCCGCCCCCUGCCGUGUCGCAGGGCUGCCUGCCCGGGAACUACUCGCCCGUGUCGGACUUCGAGGACCUGGAGGUGGAGCUGGGAGACGAGGGGCGGGACGCGCUGGGCUGGCUGCUGAAUUCGGAGAUGGAGUCCACGGACCGGGACGACGAGGAGGGGCCGCCCGCCGUCCCGCCACCGCCGCCGCCCCCCCAGACUUGGGACGGCUUGGAGGGGAGACCUCCCGCGGCGCGCCCGCUCCCUCAACGUUUACAUUUCCCCUCUGACCUUCCGGUGCCUUCCGCGGCUGCCCUUCAGCCCCCCGGCCGCCUCCCCGUCUCUUUGCCCCCCACCGUCCCGGCCCAGACCAGGACUCCUGGGAUGGAGGUCCCGCUGGACGCCUUUCCGGAAGCCGCGGAGAAGCUUUCCCCGCUGCCGCGGUCUCUGAAGCACGGGGGCGCUGCACUUUUGGAAGGGAGGGCGGGGCGCUCGAGCUCGAGGCACGUGACCCUCUCUCUACCCCCAGGCCUGCGCGGGGAUCGGCCGACCCCCGAAUCCAGUACCUCCGACCACCAGGGUGCGCCCAAACCACCGGCCUGCCUCCCGCUCCCGAAGCAGCCCCCCAGGGACUGGCACUGCCAGAAGGCGUCCGAAAGGGUGGAGGGGAGGUGGAGAGAAAGAGCGGAUUCUCUGUCCAGCAGCGAGGAAGAGGAGGAUGCUGGGGAGGAGAAGAGGAGGAAGAAGAGGAAGAAGGGCCGAGGGGUCCGCUCCGGGCCCGGUUUCGGGGGCGGCCGGUCGCCCGGGUCGCCGCCCUACGUGGGUCUGCUGGCGGCCGCCGGCCGGUUUGCGGAGGACGGGCGCGGGUGCGGCGAGGGGCGGGUGCAGGGGAACAGAGGGGCGUCUUUCGGGAGACAGGAAAGGCAGGCCGGGGACUUCCUGGGCCCGAGGACUCUGGGAUCGGUCAGGCAGGGCGGCCAGUCCCUCUCCCCGUCCGGCCCCUACACCCAGCUGAAGUCCCUGGACUUCGGGACCUCGAGCCCUCCCCUGGGCCCUCUUCAGGAAAGCACUUUAUCGCCCCCUCUGGUGAGCGCGUGUGCGGAUGCCUGGACGGCGGGGAGGGGGCCGGACUGCCAGCUGAUGCCGUUUCACUCCUCGGGCCCGCCCCUGUGCUGGGCCUCGGCGGCGUCCCCGCCCCUUUUCAAACAGGCCACGCCCAGAAAUGGCUGCUCCGCCCCCGGGCAGGGCAAGCCCCUGCUGAUCCAGCUGUCGGAGACGGCCGGUCGUGUGUCCCCCCUCCCUGCCCCCCCCGACUCGACGUCGCCGCCCCCCUACGGCCUCUCCCUCGCGUUCAGCUCCAAGCUCCAACGCCACUGGGCCAGGCCCCUCCCCCCCCCGGGGUCCCCCUCUCGGAAGGACGGUGACGGUGAGCCUGAGGGGGGGUCGCCCCGUCUGUGGCUCCCCCUCCCGCCCCCGGAGCUUCGCACCGCCGCCCCGCUGCACCAGCUCCUGGGCUCCGCGCCCCCCGCCCUCCCCUGGGGCCUGUCCCAGCUGUUCCGCGCCACCACGCGGCCCGAACCGUUCCCCCUGUCCGUCCUCGCCCGGGGCGGCUUCUCCCCGGCGGGGCUCCACACCGUCCUGGCGCUCUCCUCGCCGGCCUUCUUCCGCCUCCUGGUCCGGCACACAUGCCGCCUCCCCCUCUAUCUCCCCAAGCUGUCCCGCUCCACUCUGGACCGCUUCCUGGGCCAGAUCCUCACUGCCCGGGACACGUACCCCCCUCUUCCGCCCCUCCCGGACCACACCGCCCCACCCGGCCUGGACAACGAUCACAGCUACGCGCGACGGUCCAGCCAGGAGUCCUCUACCAAGAGGAGGAGGUCUCCAACCAAAGCCGCUCCAGUCAGGGCUCUGGCCACAGUUCCCUCUCGCCCCCCCUCACGGCGUAUCUCCAAGGCCCGGCUCUCCGCGGACCGCGUACGGCACCAGGCUGCCCUGGACCCGCCCCAGCACCGCCACACCCCCAGCGAGCCGGCGCACAGCUUUGCGCUCACCAGCGCCAACGUCAAGUACCCGGGGCUGCACGGGCGCGGUGCCGCCAGAGAGGGGGGUCUGUAUGACAGUGGUGUGGGGGCUCAGCCGGGCCAGCGAUCCAAGAGGGUGUCCCAGAUCCGAAUCCGCAAGACUGUCCCCAAACCGGAUAAUAACCUCACGCCAAUGGGCCUGCCCAAACCGCAGAGGCUGAAAAAGAAGGAGUUCAGCUUGGAGGAGAUUUAUACAAACAAAAAUUAUCGCUCACCAACUCCCAACAGGAGCCUGGAGACGAUCUUCGAGGAGCCGAAGGAGAAGAACGGGGCGCUGGUGUGCAUCGGGCAGCAGAAGAGGAAGCGGGUGCUGGACUUCCCCGACUUCACACUGCCACGGAAACGGCGCGCCAGGGCCAGCCUGGGGGUCCUGCGGGGCCCCCGCGGGCGUGGCCGGAGGGGCCGGCCUGACGACGCCGAUCUGGACAUCAUGCUGAUCGAGCGGCUGAGCGAGCUGGAGGACUUCUUCUCCCGCCAGGGCCUGGAGGACUGAGCGACUCACCUGAGCGUACAGACUCACUCACACAUACACACACACACACGCACGCGCACAGACUCUCUCACACACACACACACACACACACACACACACACACACACACACACACAUACAUGUGCAUAUAUACAUACAUACAUACAUACACACAAACAUACAUGUACAUAUACUGUAAACUCACACACAAACAUACAUGUACUUAUAUACUCUCAUACAGACAUACGUGUACAUAUACACACUUACACGCACAAACUCAUCCAUGCCCAUGUACACUCAUUCACACACAAACACAUACAUGUACAUAUAUGUAUAUGGACAAGAUAAACACAUACUUGUCCAUAUACGCUCAUGCACAAGCACAUGUACAUGCACAUAUGUACACAGAGACACACAUAAAUACAUGUGCAUAUACAUACACACACACACAUUCACAUGUAAGCACAUGGACAUAUACACUCACACGUGAGCACAUGUACACGUACAUAUACAUACAUACAUUAAAGUGCUGCGCAUUCUCAGUUUUGCAUCAAUUUCAAAUUUUGAUUUACUUGCCACAUUUUGACAUGUGGGUGAAGAAGAAGAAAGUAUUUUAAAAUAUCUGAUUAUAUAAUUUAGGUAUGUGCAUUAGCAUGUAUGUGCAAGACAUUUGUAUACAGUAUGUUCAUGUGCUUUUUUUUAAACACUAAGAGAGACCUUGAUUAGGCAAUCAAGUAUUUCUUUUUUUUUUGUGACUGGUGACAUCACUGAACUGAUGCUCAUUUUUUAACCUUUUACUCACUGUGAUAAACGGAUGGCCCAAUCCAAAGCUUCCGGAGUUUCCAUGUGCCAGCGCAAGCUUCACCGAAUAUUAUGCUUGCGUUUCAUGGGAAAAAUAAAAAAUAAUGUUAGAACAGGUACAGAAUAGAUAAUUAUCAGUGAAACACCAAAUGUGUGAGAUUCACCGUGCCAUUUAUCAUUGAAAACUGAGAAUGCGGAACGUUCAACACUCAACACGCUACAUGUAACACGCAUACGUGCAUGCACACACACACAAGCAUGCGCACGUGUAGCACACUAAUGGACGCACGCACUUCCACGUAGACAUAAGCACAUCAGCCAUCAAAGUCACACACCUGAGCACUUUUCCUUCUCUUACCUCACCCUCCGUGCUGUCCUCGCCCUCCUAAGCCAUUUUAGAAUGGGACACUUUAAACCAAAUCCUCCUGAGCCCCCUGCCCUUCUCUGUCAGAAAUCUGUCGGAAUUCUGGUAAACUUUGCGGGAAGUUCUGCCGAUAUGAAAUUGACAGACAGGUGGAUCGACUACCUUAUCUUUGGCACAAAGGAGGGACCGACUUGCUUCCAAGCGACGCCUUUCCCCCCAACCCCUCCACCCGCCAAACAAAAAAUUUACAGCCUUUCUGGAACAUUCUAAUUCUCCCCCAGGGCUGUAGGGCUCAAAGUGGCCCGUGGGCUGUAGUGAAUAAUUCUGUGUGGAAUGUCUUUAGGACUGGUGCAGGGUAUUUUAGAAAGAGCGGACAGAAGAGUAUAUUUUGCAGUAUUUGGAGAAGAUAUUUCCUGCGUUAUUUUUUUUCCUGCUUGUUCCUUUUCUGCUGCUGCCUUUUCCCAGGCAGGUUCCCCACGUUCCGUGCGAGAACCCACCUAAGCGCCCACCCCAACCUGGACUUUUAAAAAUGAAGACCUCUUUAAAAUGCCAAGCUUCGUCGAUGAAGAGCUGAAUCCCCAAACCCAAAAGAUUCCCCCCUCUGGACCUUGUGAUGCAGCCCGACUACUCCAGUGGCAAUGCACAUGCAGUGUCUGUGCUUGUGUAUGAGCUUUGGGAAUGUGGGCUUCUUUCCUGUGGAUUGGGGAUUUUUUUGCAUUGUGGUGCUUUGUGGUGCACCCUGACCCCCCCCCCUACCCCCACCCCCCCCCCCUCGCUUUUGAAAAUGUGGAAUAAUAUGCAACGUGUUUAAUUUGUGAGUGUUUGAUGUGCGUUUCUCAGCUGGCGGUCCUAUAGCAGUUCCCUCAGUCUGCCAGCAGGGGUCACUCAUUCACCGUCCUCAGCUCAGUUUGUAAACUGAGGUCAGGUCUGGACCUUCCUGUCUCCGACUGCCUUUGGUUUCAUGUGGGGUAAAGCACAUCUGGCUUCGACACUAAGGGCGGUGGCUGUAGUGCUUUCACUGUACCUCACUAUAUCUGUACAGAGUUGAAUCGGUUUCUCUGAUUCAGAAUAUGCAGCACUGGGUUUGGUGUAGAUGCCAGUAGUGACACAGUCAGGCCAUGGUUGCAGGUUUAAUUCCCAGUUGGGUCCCUGCCAUUGUAGCCUUUGCCGGGCACGCACACUGCUUCUGUAAAAACCCAGCUUUACAAGUGGACAUUAUGUCUGAUCAGAGCUAUAUCGUGUGCCCUAGAUAAGGGUCUCUUGCUUCUCAAUUGAAACUAGUAUAACUCCCUGUGUACUUGACUUGACUCCGUCCACAUGAGGCUUAAGGCGGAAGUGCUGAAUAUGUGGCUGAAUUUGGAUAUCUUAGCUGUUGACCACCUUUAAGGGGGAGGGGCUUGAGAAAGAUUAUUAUGGGAUGAUUGAUGAGUGACCUGCUUACGGGGCAGGCGCUGCUGGCUGCAUGUCUCUGUCUAUGAUGCAUCUCCUAUACCAUACUGCUGCUACCCCCCAACCCUUUAUAUGUUAUAUUACUAAAUUAUGUGACUGAAUAUUGUGUUGAGCUUUUGCGAUGUUAGUUGUUUUGUUUUGUUUUUAUAUACAUAUAUAUAGAGGUUUACAGCAUCUGCAUAUGAAACGUCACUCCCCACUCAGUCUCAGUAUUGUAUUGAUCCAUCUCUCUUUAGUGGGCGUGUGCACAAUCUUGGCUAUGUGAUAAAUAACAAGGCGUGCCUGUAACUGCUGUUGACCUUUUAGGGUCAGUAGGGCGUGGCGGGCCGGAGAUUAACAUGACGUCGGUCUGAACAGGUGAGCCGCUGGUGCUGCAAAUCCGUCUCUUCCCCGAGUUCAUUUUACACGUAACCCCAGGAUUCGUUUAAGGUUGGCCACCAUGCUCUAGUAACCAACAACAACAACAACAACAACAAAAAGGCACCCUCUGGGUGUACGCUUUAAAGAUAAGUGAAAUGGGGAAUUCCACAGCCUGUCUGCUAUGCAGACUGCAUUCAGCGCAGACGGGGCUCAGGUCAGUGGUGUGAAACCUCAGGGCUUGGCAGCCCGGCCUGGACCCCGGGCACUGUUCCCUUUUGCUGCGCUAACCUUAGCUGCCAUUUUGUUUUGGCUACAGUUGAUUUGAACAGCGCUGUCGUGGAUCGCGAUCUUUAAGAUGCUGUACCCAUCCAGCUAUAUGCCAGCUGGUUGAUGCCACACCCUCACCACCACCCCCACUCCCACUCCCACUCCCCAAAGAGCCCCCCCCCCCCGGCCCAAUAUGUGGUUUUAACCAGAAGCAGAUGAGAUUGAAUGCUGGAGAAAGCGAUGAUGUUACAAGGUGUGUGAUGUGAAAUUUACUUCUUUUGUUUGUAUUUUCUUUAGUUUCUUUUUUUUAAAGUGUGUUGAGUAGAACCUGUUUGAUCUUGUAUGUUACAGCGGGUACUCUGUAGACGUGUGUAUAGACGUGACACGCUUGGGCUGCCCCACCCUCCCCAUGGUUUUGUGAGGACAUUUGUUUGUUUUGCUUUGACUGAUUUUUUUUUCCUUCAUUUUGUCCUCUGUUUGUGUUACAAAUGUUGGGCACUUUUUUCAGGUUUUGUUCCUUUUUAAGAAUCGACACACAGACCAACACUAAAGAUUAGUAUUGUUAAUCAUUGUGAUUUUAAUUUUAAUAUAUAUUUUAUGAAUAAAAUAGUGUUGACAUUUGCUUAAAAAAA
This is a messenger RNA of Anguilla rostrata (American eel), 7467 nucleotides long. RefSeq lists its product as uncharacterized. The transcript is spliced from 10 exons. The record is from RefSeq and is a predicted model, not a curated record. The coding region runs from base 220 to 3615 and encodes 1131 amino acids. NCBI's taxonomy places the organism in Eukaryota, Metazoa, Chordata, Actinopteri, Anguilliformes, Anguillidae.